Debaryomyces fabryi is the source of this 2982-nucleotide messenger RNA. Its product is annotated as importin-alpha export receptor. Lineage: Eukaryota; Fungi; Ascomycota; Pichiomycetes; Serinales; Debaryomycetaceae. Gene Ontology annotation, biological process: protein import into nucleus; protein export from nucleus. The transcript has a single exon. Gene Ontology annotation, cellular component: nuclear envelope; cytosol. The record is from RefSeq and is a predicted model, not a curated record. The coding region runs from base 1 to 2982 and encodes 993 amino acids. Gene Ontology annotation, molecular function: nuclear export signal receptor activity; small GTPase binding.
AUGGCUGAAAAUAGUUUAGAGUCAAUUCCAAAAUAUUUAGAACAAUCACUUCUACCACAACAUGCAAAGGUAGCAGAAGCACAAUUGAAAUCCAUUGAAAAUCAACCAGGGUUUUCAGUAAACUUGUUACAUAUUAUUGCUUCGACUAAUCUAUCUCCAAGCAUUAGGUUGGCGGGAGUGUUAUUUUUUAAGAAUCUCGUUAAAAGAAAAUGGGUUAAUGAAGAAGGCGAGUAUUUGUUGCCAAUUUCGGAUAUUAACCAUGUUAAAUCUGAAAUUUUGGAUAUUAUGAUUAAGUUGCCAAAUCAAUUACAAAUCCAAAUAGGAGAAACCAUAUCAAUUAUUGCCGAAUCAGACUUCCCUCAUAACUGGAAUAACCUUAUAGAUGAAUUAGUACUGAAAUUGUCUUUAGAAGACUUUGUUCUGAAUAAAGGUAUUCUCCUAGUUGCUCAUUCCAUUUUUAAAAGGUGGAGACCUCUUUUCAGAUCAGACGAAUUAUUCUUGGAAAUCAAGUUAGUGCUAGAUAAAUUUGCCGAACCUUAUUUGACCUUAUUGAAUAAGCUCGAUCAAUUAAUAUCUGAAGCUUUGAACAAACAAGAUAAGGCUUCGUUGACUAUUUAUUUUGAAAACUUGUUGUUACUAGUUCAAAUCUAUUACGAUUUAAAUAGUCAGGAUAUUCCAGAAUUCUUUGAGGACCAUAUGAUGAAUGGAAUGGAAAUAAUGCAUAAGUAUUUGGUAUUAGAAACUCCGCUAAUUACUGAUCAAGAUUCAGAUGAUGAAAUCGACGUUCUAAUCAAAACAAAGACAUCGAUUGUUGAAUUAGUUUCGUUAUAUGUAAGUCGUUAUGCCGAUGUUUUUGAACCUCUUAUCGAGAAUUUCAUCACCACUAUCUGGAAAUUGAUUAAUAGCUAUGUUACCAAACAACAGAAGUUUGAUUUAUUAGUUGUCAAAGCUUUAUCAUUUUUAACAUCCGUAACAAAAAUGGCUAAAUACCAGCCACUUUUUGAUAAUGAAUCGUCAUUAAAGGAAAUCAUUGAAAAAAUUAUCUUGCCAAACAUCUACUUUAGAGAGAUUGAUGAAGAAUUGUUUGAGGAUGAGCCAAUUAACUUUGUUAGAUCUGACUUAGAGGGAUCUGACUUUGACUCUAGACGUAAAUCAGCGACUGACUUUUUGAGGGAAUUAAAAGAAGUUAAUACCGGUUUAUUAACGAACACAGUAAUGAAUUAUGUAAAUCAAUUCUUAUCAUCACAAUCAGAUUGGAAAAGUAAAGAUAUUGCAAUCUACUUAUUUAGUUCAUUGGCUGCAAAGGGAAGUGUUACGAAUGUGGGUGUUACAUCCACUAAUGUUUUAGUUGACGUUGUAAAAUUCUUUAGUGAUAACAUUGCUAAUGACUUGAUGAAUACUAAUCAUUCAACGAAUCCAAUUUUAAAAACUGAUGCGAUUAAGUACAUUUUCACUUUCAGAAAUCAAUUAACUAAAGAACAAUUAUUAACAACAUUUCCAUUGUUGAUUAAUCAUUUACAAGAUUCCAACACUGUUGUUUACACCUAUUCGUCCAUCACUAUCGAAAAGUUAUUAUCGAUGAACAGCUUCACGGAUGUUAAUCAUUCUCCAGUGUUCAAUAAGAAUGACGUUCAACCUUUUGUUAAUGACUUGCUAACUAAUUUGUUCAGGUUGAUUUUGAGUAAUGACCAAUCUUCCCCGGAAAAAUUGGCUGAAAAUGAAUUCUUAAUGAAGUGUAUAAUGAGAGUGUUGAACACGGUUGAAGGCCUAAUUGAUGACUCAUUUAAGGUUACAAUUAUUGAUCAAUUGUUGAAGAUUUUGAAGAUUAUUGCUAAAAAUCCAUCCAAUCCAAAGUUUUCUCACUACAUUUUUGAAAGUUUAGGUCUAUUAGUCAAAUUUGGAACUAACGAUUAUGAUAAAGUUAAUCAAUAUAUUGAAUUGAUUUUACCUUCGUUAUUAGAAAUAUUGAGUGAAGAUGUGCAAGAGUUUGUUCCUUACACUUUCCAAAUAUUAGCAUUUUUAUUAGAAUUGUAUCCAAAUUCGAAACCCCUUCCAGAAAGCUACAAACAAUUAAUUAAGCCUUUACUUUCUCCAGCUGUUUGGGAAUAUCGUGGGAACAUUCCGGGUGUAACGAGAUUAUUAAUUGCUAUAUUAGAGCAAGAGCCAUCUGUUUUCACCGCAAACGACCAAAGCUUAACUCCAUUAUUAGGUGUAUUUCAGAAAUUAAUUGCUUCAAAGGUUAAUGAUAUAUAUGGCUUCGAUUUGUUAGAGUCAAUUCUUUUGAGCAUUCCCUUGAAUAUAUUAGAAAAUUACUUGAAGCAAGUGGCAAUAUUAUUGUUAACCCGUUUAAAAAAUUCAAGGACUGAAAAAUUCAUCAAAAAAUUUGUGGUAUUCAUAAGUUCAUUAUGUUGUAUACCAUUGAAUGAAGAAUUAAAUGCUAAGUGCCAUUCUUUAAUCAAUUCCGAUUUCGUUAUUAGUUUCAUAGAUUCAGUACAACCUGGUGUCUUCCCUCAAAUUUAUAAUAGCUUUAUGUUACCAACUUCGUCAGGCUUAACCAACUUGCAAGAUAAGAAAUUGGUAACAUUGGGAUUACUGGAAAUGGUCAAUUCGGAUCAGUUCACUAAAGGAAACUACUCAAGCUUGAUUAUUCCAACUGUUGAUCAAUUAGUAAGAAAUUUGACUUCUCUUGGGGGAUUACUGAAGUCAAGUAGUACAGUUAAUAAUACAACAUCUGCACAAAUUGGUACAACAUCGGUUCCAAUAAAUGAAUUAGAUUUAGAAGGAUCAUCUUUUGGAUCACAAUUUUCAAAAAUCAUAUCUAUUCAAGUAAAGCCAUUUGACCCAUUGCCAAAUGUUAAAAAUAAUGAUCAAAAUUCAAUAAAAAUGGGUGCUAUGACAAAUAUUGAAAAGUUAAAUAACUUAGGUGCUUUGAACCAAUUAAGUGAUGAAACACGCCAACUAUUAAGUAAUAUCAGUGUGUAG